Sclerotinia sclerotiorum 1980 UF-70 is the source of this 1503-nucleotide messenger RNA. RefSeq lists its product as hypothetical. The record is from RefSeq and is a predicted model, not a curated record. The transcript has 8 exons. Bases 1 to 1503 code for a protein of 500 amino acids. NCBI's taxonomy places the organism in Eukaryota, Fungi, Ascomycota, Leotiomycetes, Helotiales, Sclerotiniaceae.
AUGAGAGUAUCUUCUUGGUUAUCCUUAUGGUGUGCUGUGCUCCCAGUCAGCAUUGUCGCCGAGACACUAUCAUUGAGUGAUAUCGUUGAAGCUCUUCCCGCAUGUGCUGUCACUUGUCUCACCACAGCUAUUGCAAAUUCUACCUGCUCUCCUACCGAUGAACAAUGUAUUUGUACAAACGUGCCACUGAACACAGAAGUUAAUGUCUGUGUAUCGGCGCAUUGCACCGUUAAAGAAGCACUUACUACUAAGAACGUAACAUCUGUCGCUUGCAAUGCACCUUAUAGGGACAAAGGGAAUUUCUAUACCUGGCUCUCUAACUCCUUCGUUAUUGUUUCCUGGGUGGCAUAUCUUUUAAGAAUUACAUCAAGAUUCAUUUCUGACACUAACCUCUGGUGGGAUGAUUAUAUGGCAACUGUUGUUAUGAUUAUCGGUAUACCAAGUUCCGUCAUCAACGUUCAAGGUCUAAGCGCCCAUGGAUUGGGAAAAGAUAUAUGGACUUUAAGCUUCAAUGAUAUCAGCGCCAUGAUUCGUUUCUUCUAUGCAGCCGAGAUCCUGUACUUUGCACAAGUUAGCUUUGUAAAGAUUUCAAUCCUUCUCUUCUUCCUCCGUCUCUUCCCCGAACGCAAGAUUCGCGUGGCAAUCUGGUGUACCAUCAUUUUAAAUGGCGUAAUCCUGGUAUUAUUUGACCUACUUGCCGUCUUUCAGUGCCGUCCAAUAAGUUUUUACUGGAAGAGAUGGGAUAACGAACAUGUUGGGACAUGUCUAAAUAUCAAUAUCCUGGCAUUUACAAGUGCUGGUCAAAGUAUUGUUAUGGACAUUUGGAUGUUGAUAUUGCCAUUAACUCAACUAUACGAUCUUAACUUACACUGGAAAAAGAAGGUUGGAGUGGGAGCGAUGUUGGGUAUUGGUAUUCUCAUAACUAUAGUCAGCACCCUCCGCCUCAAAUCACUAGUACACUUCGCAAAUACACAAAACCCAACAUGGGAUUACCUCGAAGUAGGCUACUGGUCCACAAUCGAAAUCUGCGUCGGCAUAAUCUGUUCCAGCAUGCCCGCCCUCCGCCUCCUCCUCGUCCGAAUCUUCCCCCGCUUCGCAAGCACCACAUACAACUCGAGUAACCACUCGAAAAAUCAAGGCAACGACCCCAGCAAAAGACGCUCUAGCGUACCCAAAAUCCAGUUCAGAAACGCGUAUAAGAGAGGUCCUUUACAUUCUGUAGGCACACCAGGCGUCGGAGGCCCCGGCAUCACGAUGAAGAAAACAUAUGAGGUGGUGUCGAAUCAGCGGGGAGGCACAGGAAGAGGGGGAUUUGAUGGGAAAAUGGGAGAAGAAGAUGGGACGGAAUUAGUUCAUAGGCCUGGAACGAAGGACUCAGAACAAAGGGUGAGUUUUGAAUAUUUGGGGCGUCGUUUGUCGUCGCGUUUGGAUGGGAAGGGUGAGGCGGGGAGUGUGGAUGAUGAGGGGGAGUUGGGAAGUCCGAGGAGUCGGGAUUGGGUUUGA